AUGGAUCACUCGCACCACAUGGAGCACGCAGCUUCUUCCCACGGCGCCCACGGCGGCGGCGACAUGGGCGAAAUGUGCAACAUGAACAUGCUCUUCACCUGGGACUCGACCAACCUGUGCAUCGUCUUUCGCCAGUGGCACAUCCGCUCCACCGCCUCCCUCGUCGUCUCCCUCGUCGCCGUCGUCGUCCUCGCCAUGGGCUACGAGGCCCUGCGCUCCGUCUCGCGUCGGUACGAGACGACGGUCAACAAGCGCAUCGCCGCCCUUCCGCACGAGCAGAGUGAAGACGUCACUGAGACAACCCCUUUCCUCGCCACAGGGCAAUACCAGGUCGCGGCCGGCAGGAACAGCCACGUCGUCAAGGCCGUCCUCUACGCCUUGCAAAACUUUUACGCCUUCAUGCUCAUGCUCGUCUUCAUGACGUACAACGGCUGGGUCAUGAUUGCCGUCUCCCUCGGCGCCCUGUUCGGCUACCUCUUGUUUGGCCAGUCGACGUCAUCGACAAAGGACAACGCAUGCCACUGA
This is a messenger RNA of Drechmeria coniospora, 525 nucleotides long. RefSeq lists its product as uncharacterized. The transcript is spliced from 4 exons. Gene Ontology annotation, biological process: copper ion transmembrane transport. The record is from RefSeq and is a predicted model, not a curated record. Gene Ontology annotation, cellular component: membrane. Gene Ontology annotation, molecular function: copper ion transmembrane transporter activity. NCBI's taxonomy places the organism in Eukaryota, Fungi, Ascomycota, Sordariomycetes, Hypocreales, Ophiocordycipitaceae. The coding region runs from base 1 to 525 and encodes 174 amino acids.